AAUCUGCGUCGCAUCAACGCUCCUGCGUUCCUGGCGACUCCAAAUGAUAUUUGAGGGGAAGCCGCGAAGAUUCUCCCGCAUAUUACUCGUCGCCACCGCGGUCACCGCCCCUCUCCUCUAUUGUUUUCUCGAUUCUUCGCAGGGAAGGGGAUACGCGCAAGAAACCGCGAGCCAUUCCGCGCAGGUCGUCGCCGCGGUCAAAUCCGGCGGCGGCGGCGGCGGCGGAGGCCGGAGGGCUAAACGGGCCGCCCCCGUCCGGUGAGAUCCUUGAGGGGGUCCUCCGCCCCCCUUGUGUGGCUUGGGGGGGGGGGGGGGGCGAUUCUUCGCGCGGGUGGGUGCUCGAUUUGGAUGAGAGGAGCGCGACGGCGGGAUGGGCACCCCCUCGCAGGGCUCGGCGGCCGUGGCAGCGGCUGGGGUCGACCUCUGCGUGCUCGACCUGGUGCCCGUCUUCGCCAAGGAGAUGAUCGCCGGGGGCGUCGCCGGCGCCUUCUCCAAGACCGCCAUCGCGCCGCUCGAGCGCCUCAAGAUAUUGCUACAGACUAGGACAAAUGAAUUCAGUUCUCUUGGCGUCCUCAAAUCAUUGAAGAAAUUAAAACAACAUGAUGGAAUUUUGGGCUUUUACAAGGGAAAUGGUGCUAGUGUAUUAAGAAUUGUUCCUUAUGCUGCAUUACAUUAUAUGGCGUAUGAACGAUACAGGUGUUGGAUCUUGAAUAACUGCCCCUCACUUGGGACAGGACCCUUAGUAGACCUUUUAGCUGGUUCAGCAUCUGGAGGAACCGCAGUGUUGUGUACUUAUCCCUUGGAUCUGGCUAGGACUAAACUUGCCUUCCAGGUCAAUAGUUCAGACCAAAUCAGUAGUGGUUUGAAGAGGACAAACUUUCAACCAAAAUAUGGAGGAAUAAAGGAUGUUUUUCGAGGUGUUUAUUCAGAAGGUGGAGUGCGAGCUCUCUAUCGUGGAGUAGGUCCAACGCUCAUGGGAAUACUUCCUUAUGCUGGUCUUAAAUUCUACAUAUACGAAGGACUGAAGGCACAUGUACCUGAAGAUUACAAAAAUUCUGUCACAUUGAAGUUGUCCUGUGGUGCUGCUGCUGGAUUAUUUGGGCAGACUCUAACUUACCCACUAGAUGUUGUAAGAAGGCAGAUGCAGGUUCAGAGUCAACAAUAUCACGAUAAAUUUGGUGGGCCACAGAUAAGGGGAACAUUCCAAGGUCUUAUGAUCAUCAAACAAACGCAGGGAUGGAGGCAAUUGUUUGCUGGCUUGAGCCUCAAUUACAUCAAGGUGGUACCCUCUGUGGCUAUUGGUUUUACCGCAUAUGACACGAUGAAGAGUUUACUGAAGAUACCUCCCAGAGAGAAGAAAAUGUCAGGUCAUGGUUCUAAUUGAAGUUUCUAUCCAUCCGUAAGAAACAUGGAGCAGGGCAAGGUUCUCUUUCAAGAUUUUAUCAAGUGCCUUUUGUGAAGUCACAAUUGUAUAAAGCCUCUGAGGUUCAAUCUUGUCAAGUAGUAAUUGUGUUAACUAACAAGCUUACAUAUUCUUCCGAUUCAUUAUUUUCAUUCAUUACAUCCACCAGAUGUGGAACGUUGUAAAUUUGUAGGGUGCUACCACAACUUUUAGGAUGCUACAAAAGGUUUCAAAAUUCCAUACGGGUUUUCCCAUAAAUCUUGACCUACUCCUCCAGAGCUGUUUAUUGCUAUUGUUAUUUUAUGCAUAGGGUUUUAGUUCUUCCUCGCCAAGGAUUUGGAUUAAUACGAAUGUAUAUUAGCAUGUGUAAAACUAUUAAUAUUGUUUACCAUCCAAACUAUAAGCUGUUUGGAGGAUUUUUAA
Messenger RNA from Oryza sativa Japonica Group (Japanese rice), 1825 nucleotides. RefSeq names its product mitochondrial carrier protein CoAc1. The record is from RefSeq and is a predicted model, not a curated record. Gene Ontology annotation, biological process: mitochondrial coenzyme A transmembrane transport. Gene Ontology annotation, cellular component: mitochondrial inner membrane. NCBI's taxonomy places the organism in Eukaryota, Viridiplantae, Streptophyta, Magnoliopsida, Poales, Poaceae. Gene Ontology annotation, molecular function: coenzyme A transmembrane transporter activity.